Messenger RNA from Medioppia subpectinata, 1050 nucleotides. Lineage: Eukaryota; Metazoa; Arthropoda; Arachnida; Sarcoptiformes; Oppiidae. The record is from the annotation of a GenBank genome assembly.
AUAGACAACUCGACGGGUCAAAAAUGGUCGGGCGAUCAGGUGUACGAGUGGGCACUGAAUCUGGCCUAUUAUUUGAUUACUGAAUGUCACCUAAAACCGGGUGAUAUCGUAUGCUUUUUAUGCGCCGACAGUGCGCUACAUGUGGUAGCAAUGCUGGCCGUGUGGGCGGCGGGAGGGGUCUACUGUUCGCUGCCCUCCCGAUCCACUUAUCGUGAAAUCGAUGGGGCGUUGACGGGAAUAGAGCCCGCAUUUCUAGUCACCGAUGCUUUCAAUUAUGGUAUGAGUGCUGUCAUCACCACCGAAAUGAUCACGAUUAAAAAACUUUUGCUAAUCGACCGAAAGUCGGCGACAGAGGGACUGAACGACACACUGGAUGUGUUGGAACAGGUCAUGCAAUACGAGCGCCAAUACCUGCGCCUACCGUUGGAGGGCUCGCCUGAAAACACCUGCGCUUUACUCAUCGCCAGCGCCAACGAUGGCGGCACUAAAGCCGUCCGUCGCUUCCAUCGUAACCUCAUAGCGACGGCCGGCGCUCUUCAGAACCCGGAGCUGUCGGCACUCGUGGCCAACGGCGACACCGAUGUGGUGCUCAUCACCGCUGGCCUCUACUCGCCGUCCGGUUUUAACCUAUGCCUACACGCGCUCAACAAGGGAUCAACGCUCGUGAUCGCCACCUUUGAGGGCACGGGUGACCACUUUUUGCAUUGCAUACAUAGCCAUAGGGUUACCACAGCUAUACUGACAACAUCCCAACUACAUCUAUGUCUUGGGCGCACAGAUAUGGUCCGGAGCUUAAGAGAUGUCUGGUUUAUGGGGACAGCCAUCUCCGAAAAGACACACAACACAGCCAUCGAAUUGUUUGGGAGUUUUAGAAAAAUGCUUUUGACGGCCGAAGCCGGUUGGGUGACCACCGAGUACUUGACCGAAGCCACACCGAACUACACCACAAUUGGCCGACCGGUGGCCGGCGUCCAGCUUAAAGUGGUUGACAGUAACGGCCGGUCAGUGCCGCACAACACGGUUGGCGAGCUAUGCAUUUGCAGCGAUCAG